Clarias gariepinus (North African catfish) is the source of this 1789-nucleotide messenger RNA. It is a transcript of the gene mdfi, whose product is annotated as MyoD family inhibitor. The transcript is spliced from 5 exons. The coding region runs from base 373 to 1158 and encodes 261 amino acids. Lineage: Eukaryota; Metazoa; Chordata; Actinopteri; Siluriformes; Clariidae. The record is from RefSeq and is a predicted model, not a curated record.
ACUCAGACACCGAAGUCAGCAGCGUGUUUAAACUCCAGAGGAUUUUCACUGAGGAGUCUUCACACUGCUCUUUACUUCUCCUUAACAUUUCCCGGGAGUAACUUUUGUGAACUUUGUUUGUGUGGAGGUUUGUUCUGCACGGAGCGAGAGAGAGAGAGAGAGAGAGACUGUCAGAGUGUGUGGAAGUUUGUGAAGGCUGAGUGUUGUCACUGUGAGGGCAGUCCGGAGACGCUGAAACAUGACGGGGACGCGACUUCUCCCCGCGCGCGCCGGACUUCACUGAGGGAGCGCGUGAGUUACUGAAACGCGGGAAAAGAACAACGCGCUGUCUCUAAGGAUAGAUUCUGGUCUCUUGGCUCUCAGCUCGAGCAGAUGUGGGAGGAGGACCGUAACCCCGAUGCCAGCUCGCCUCAACCUCCAGAUGAAGCACGUCUCGGCCCAGGGAGCUCGGCAGUGGAGUGUCCCAGCGGCACUGACUCAGCUACAGGCAGGGAUGAAAGCAGCAAGCACGUCAAGCAGGAGCCAAGCAUGGAGGAAACAACGACCAUGGAUGGUGUUGACAACAACAACAGUCUAUCACAAGUGGAUUUCAGCAGCACGCCCAGGAAAACAAUCACAUGUCAACCUCAGGCCAGGUCUACGCCCUUGCAGAAGUCAUUAACCAGCCCCUCAGAGUCUGCAGCGCUUCUGAAAAACGGCAAGUCUAUGAAACACCAAGUACACAGCAACGGUGUCAAGAACGGAGCAGCACUCUUGCGGGCGGCGUCUUCGACCUCCUCGUCUUCAUCUGCGGCACAUCAUAAAAACCCUAAGAAGUUGCAGUCAAACCCGUCGAUCAACAGUCAGAGGAGUAAAGGAAGCUCGAAAUCGAACAGCUCGCAGAUCCCUACAGAGGCCCAGGAUGACUGCUGUGUGCACUGCAUCCUGGCCUGCCUGUUCUGCGAGUUUCUCAUGCUGUGCAACAUCGUGCUGGACUGUGCAACAUGUGGCUCGUGCUCCUCUGAUGACUCGUGCUUCUGCUGCUGUUGCGCAUCGGAAGAAUGCGGCGACUGUGAGCUUCCCUGUGACAUGGACUGCGGCAUCAUCGACGCCUGUUGCGAGUCAGCUGACUGUCUGGAGAUCUGCAUGGAGUGCUGCGGCCUCUGCUUCUCAUCCUGAGCGUCCUAUAGGGGGCACUGCAUUGUUCGUCCAAAACUUCUAGAGAGAAGUUCUAAGUGGGAAUCGGAGGGAUCAGAGGACUGUUUACUGAGCUGCAAGGGUGGUUUGCCAAGGAGAAGCAUGAGAAAUGAUGCGACCGAGGUCCAGGUCUCUUUUCCGAAGCCUGGUGAUUGGGUUCCAGUUGAGUGUGCUUAAAGUCGGAGACGUUUAUCCUUGUCCUCAGAUUUCUAGCAAAAAUUCUGGGACAAUCGUCUGCUUUCAUACUUGUCCUCCUGAUUCUGAUCUUCAGUAGCUCAGCUUGUUUAGAGGAAAAAUCUUUCAGACAUAGAACUUUGCUGUCAUAUGUUUUUCUUCAAAUUCGUACACCUUUAUCCAAUGAAUGAACUUCACCCGUUGCACCAAAUCCCAAAUGCAUCCAUGUGAAACUUCAUAUUGUAGUUAAUGAAAUCAUUGAGGAAGUUUAUUGACUAAACAAAGUUAAACUUUGCAGGUGCUUUAAAAUUUCCUAAGGAUCGGAUUGGAUUUUUUUAUACCAACAAAAAUCUGCACAUUAUUAUUUUAUUUAGCCCUUAACAAUCCCAUGUUACAUUCCAAAAAUUAAAGAAUCAUGCUUGAAUGAGUUCACUCACUG